AUGAAGACUCCUACAAGUCCCACUCAGCUCCUUGAGAAUGGCCAACUGUGUUUUCCGUUCGGAGGCUGUGUGGAGGUGAAGGAGCCCUCCGAGGGGCAGGUCCAGCAGGAGAGGAGGAAACUGCUGUUCUCCCUGUGCGAGGUCUGCAACAUCCAGCUCAACUCCGCCGCCCAGGCUCAGCUCCACUACAACGGCAAAUCUCACCUGAAGAGAGUCAGACAGCUCAACAACGGAGACACUCCAUCAGCCAGCGCAAACACACCCCCCCUGCCAACCCUCACCAACGCCAACAGCAGCACAGGAAGUUCCUGCCAUAGCGGCACGCUGCCUGCGCUGGUGCGGACCCCGUCUGUGAUGAUGCAGUCCGCUCUGGAUAUGAAGCCUUUCAUGCCCUUCCCCGUAGACACAUCGUCUCCCGUCGGACUCUUCCCCAACUUUAACACGAUGGAUCCUGUCCAGAAAGCUGUAAUCAACCACACAUUUGGAGUCUCCAUCCCUCCGAAGAAAAAGCAAGUUAUUUCCUGCAACAUUUGCCAGCUUCGAUUUAAUUCAGAUAGCCAAGCCGAGGCACACUACAAAGGCAGCAAACAUGCCAAGAAGCUCAAAGCACAGGAGUCCACGAAAACUAAGCAGAAAAGUGCUGCUACCCAGGACAGCGCAAAGACAAUCACCACCUCCUCCACUGCUCUCACUGCCAGCAACUCUGACCAACCAGAGAAAAGCAGCGAGCACCCCUGCACGCACAAAGCAAUGGUUUCUCCCGGAGCUUUUGUGCCCACUUCAGCAUCAGCAUCAGCCGUGGCCGUGCCCGGCCUCUGUAAGGCAGUGCCCACGCCAGCCAGCCCUCCCGCUGAGCCAACGGUACCGGGAGCGUCCCUGAAGACCGCCUCCAAACCAGCACCUGUGGCCCAGCCCGAGCCCAACCUCGAAUCUGAGGAGGAGAAAGCCAAAAAGCUCCUGUACUGUUCGCUUUGCAAGGUCGCUGUCAACUCCCUCUCCCAGCUGGAAGCUCACAAUACAGGUUCAAAGCACAAAACGAUGUUGGAGGCUCGUAACGGAGCAGGGCCAAUCAAAGCCUAUCCCAGACCAGGUUCCAAACUCAAAGUCCAGGCCACCGUGCUGAAAGGGUCCGGCCUACAGAACAAAACGUUCCAUUGUGAAAUCUGUGACGUCCAUGUCAAUUCGGAGAUCCAACUCAAACAGCACAUCUCCAGCAGACGGCAUAAGGACAGAGUGGCAGGAAAACCGACGAAACCCAAAUACAGCCCAUACAACAAACAGCAACGCAGCUCCAGCACCUUGGCAGCCAAACUGGCUCUGCAGAAGGACCUGGUCAAGCCUAUUUCUCCUGCCUUCAUCUCCACUCCUUUCUCCCCAACCAGCGUCCCCUCCAUCUCGCUCCACCCGCGCCCCAGCGCCUCCAUCUUUCAGACUGCUACGCUACCCCCCUCGUUCCUGCGUGCCGCUCCAGGGCCCAUCCGGCCCACCACAGGGUCCAUCCUCUUCGCCCCGUAUUGA
This is a messenger RNA of Chanos chanos (milkfish), 1518 nucleotides long. RefSeq names its product zinc finger protein 385B (gene znf385b). The record is from RefSeq and is a predicted model, not a curated record. Gene Ontology annotation, cellular component: nucleus. Gene Ontology annotation, molecular function: zinc ion binding; nucleic acid binding. NCBI's taxonomy places the organism in Eukaryota, Metazoa, Chordata, Actinopteri, Gonorynchiformes, Chanidae. Bases 1 to 1518 code for a protein of 505 amino acids. The transcript has 8 exons.